GUUACAAGAAGUUGCUCACUCUCUCUGCUCUGUUGCUGCUGCUGGUUGGGUGUCACCUGUCAGAGUAAUUUCCUCAAUUUCUCCUUUAGUUCCUUCCUCGUCUCAACCGUCGUCUGAUCCUCAGGGUCAAGGGUCAUCACCGCAUAGGUCUCAGGUUUUUCGGUCCAUAUCGCCCGUGAAUCAAGAAGACCCAAGGCUGCUGACCUUCGAAAGACAAAUAACGAACGACUACGUCAAUCAUGUCGGAUACAAAUGGUCCAGGAGGUAGCGGAGAGGGUGUUGUGGGAGGACCCAAAACCCCUCAACAGAUUGCUGCCCAAAGAAGACUUCAGCAGACACAAGCACAAGUCGAUGAGGUUGUGGGCAUUAUGCGAACCAAUGUGGAAAAAGUGUUGGAAAGGGAUCAAAAGCUAUCAGAGCUAGAUGAUAGAGCAGAUGCGUUGCAACAAGGUGCAUCACAAUUUGAACAACAAGCCGGAAAAUUGAAGCGAAAAUUCUGGUUAAAAAACUUGAAAAUGAUGAUUAUAUUGGGAAUCAUUGGUCUCGUGAUAAUCAUCAUUAUCGGCGUUUCCAUUUUCGGUUCUGGGGGUGGUUCGUCCGGCGAUCAUAACGACUCGCCACCUGCAGGAAAACCAGACUCCACACUCAAUUCUGCUGCAACUCCAGACACUUCAGGCUCUGGCUAGCUCCCUUCAUAUGGAAAUAUGGACCUUGUGGAUUUCACAUUUCAAAAAAUGACUUAAUAUCCAAUCCAUAUAUAUUUCAUAUGUGUAUAUAUAGACGCAUACGCAGAGUCGAGAGUAUGUAUUGCUGUAAUUAUUUACUAGAUAUUGAUCCUUUAUAUGUAACAUACGAUAUCCAAUCGGCAAAAUUGCAUCGUCGUCGCGUAAUAUUUCAUUAUAAUAUUUGCUAUCUGACUAUCACACAAAGUCAAAAUUUGAUGUAUAAUUCAAUUGAAAUAUAUUAAUAGCAUUGUAACAACCAA
Messenger RNA from Folsomia candida, 985 nucleotides. RefSeq names its product vesicle-associated membrane protein 2. Gene Ontology annotation, cellular component: SNARE complex; plasma membrane. Lineage: Eukaryota; Metazoa; Arthropoda; Collembola; Entomobryomorpha; Isotomidae. The record is from RefSeq and is a predicted model, not a curated record. Gene Ontology annotation, molecular function: SNAP receptor activity; syntaxin binding. The transcript is spliced from 6 exons. Gene Ontology annotation, biological process: vesicle fusion; vesicle-mediated transport. The coding region runs from base 240 to 686 and encodes 148 amino acids.